GGAUGGCCGCCGACCGCGGCGAGCUCGCGCUGGCCGAGGACGCCGGCGCGGCGGGCCCCGCGAGGGCGUCCGGCCAGCAGGUGCUGAACACCCCGAGGACGCGCGAGGCGUGCCGAAGGCUUGGCCUCGUCUUGGAGGACCUGCAAUACAGAGAGAAAUGCGAGUUCGCCCUGCCUGGCGACAUCAAGGAGAAGCAGCAGCUCCGCUUCGAGCACCACGAGAAACGCCGCAAGAAGUGGCUCGGGGAUGUCCUGGCGGAGCGCGCCAAAGUGAUCGCGCAGGACGCCCAGAAGGGGAACGCGCCCGGGGUGCAGAGCGGCCAGUUCCUGUGCAUGCUGGAGUCCCUCUUCGAUAAGGAGGCCAAGCGCCUGGAGGCGGAUCUGAAGGGGCAGCUGCGUCAGCACAGCUCGCUGGUCAAGGAGAACGAGGAGCAGCUGAAGAAGGAGAGCCAGUUGCAGGCCAAGUUGAUGGAGAUUGAGAGGAAGAAGGCUGCCGCCAUCGAGCACGCCCAGGCGAACGAGGAGGAGAAUGAGGAGGUGGAGGAGGAGGAGGAGGAGGAGGCGUCAGCUUCGGGCCCGAGCGGGCCUAGGGCUAAGCGCGUCGCCCUUGGGUGGGCAGUCCUUGCAAGGGAGGAGCGCCUGGAGAAGUUCCGGGAGGAAAUGGUGCAGAACUGCAGCGACCAGACCAGCUUGUUCAGGGCCAGGGUGGAGUCGAUGAAGGAGAAGCGCGACGAGAUGCGCAACGAGCGCAUCCAGGCGAGCGAGGAGAGGCUGCGCGAGAUGGACCGGAGGAUGCUCGAGGUGGAGGCUCGCCGCGCGGAGGACGCGAAGCUGCGCCAGGUGCGCAGCGAGGAACAGCACCUCCACCUCAUGGACGUGCGGGAAUCCAAGAACCGCAUCGAGCGCGUCGAAGGCUACAGGCGCGACGAGCUCCGCGGCCAGGUGGAGGGCAACAUCGAGCGCAUCGAGACGCUCCUGGCGCUGAAAGACCAGCUGAUCGACCAGCGCAAGGCCCGCAAUAUGAAGCAGGACGCCACGAAGGGCUCCCGCGGCCUCAACCUGCGGCGGGACUGCCUCCCAGGCCCCGGGCAGUACGAGGCCCCGCAGAGCACUCUGCUGGACGCCAAGACGGGGAAGAUCGGCAAGGAGGCCCGCGUGGGCAUUCCAGACGAGAGGUGUGAGGCGAACAAGUACAACCCUCCGCCCGGGUACUACGACGUGAAGGUGCUGGCCAACGGGAAGUCCGUCGAGACGACGUCCAAGCCGCUGAAGUUCAGCGACCGCCAGCGCGAGUCCUACCUGGACCAGGCCAUCAGGGACAAGUCGGCCGUCCCGGCGCCCGGGGCGUACGAGAAGAAGGCGGCGCUGGAGCGGAGGGGCGCCGUCAUUAUGCGGGACAAGAUCCAGGACCAGGGCCUGGACAAGUACUCCGCCAAGAGGCUCCCCGCCUGGCAGAGACCGGCCACGGAGACGCCAGGGCCUGCAGGGUACAACACGGACGCUUACCUGCGGAAGGAGGUGCUCCGCCGCGCCCAGCGCUCGCUGCCAGACCUGACCCGCGACAUGCUGAGCGGGCCGCCGGUGGCGAUGAAGAGCCGGUAA
Prorocentrum cordatum is the source of this 1601-nucleotide messenger RNA. The record is from the annotation of a GenBank genome assembly. NCBI's taxonomy places the organism in Eukaryota, Dinophyceae, Prorocentrales, Prorocentraceae.